Molecule: messenger RNA, 2565 nt
Organism: Caenorhabditis angaria
Lineage: Eukaryota; Metazoa; Nematoda; Chromadorea; Rhabditida; Rhabditidae
Source: the annotation of a GenBank genome assembly
AUGUAUGUGGAAGUUCGCGAAUUGGUCAACUUUUUGAGCAGAUAUCUUUUUGGCAAGCAGCCAAGACGUCCAGUAAGUUGGAAAAUUUCAGAUUUUUUGUCUGAAAAUUAAAAAUCGAUAAAUUUUUGCAGACUGGAAUCUUCUCUGCGGAGCUCGGCAACUUUUUGGUGGCUCAUUAUGCGGGCAGCGGAUGGAAUAUCAUGGAGCCGAAAGUUGGUGAGUUUUGGAGGAGAAAUGGACCACCCACGAUGACAAAUGGUGAAAUUCGAGUUAGGAUACUCUGGAAACCGAUUUUUGCAAAAAAGACCACCCACGAAGCAUUUUGAACUGAAAAUUAGGAUUUCUGUUGGAAAAAUGAGUUUGAGACCACCCACGAAGCUCUAGGAGCUGAAAUUUGAGAUUUUCAUCAAAAAUCUUGUUUUGGACCAUUCACGAAGCUCUUGGACCUGAAAUUUGUGAUUUUCAUGGAAAAUCUUGUUUAGGACCACCCACGAAGCAUUUUGAACCGAAAUUUAGGAUUUUUGUUGUAAAAGUGAGGUUGGGACCACCCACGACGAAAGCUAGAAUAAUUUAUUUAGACCACUCACGAUGAAAAAUACAAAAUAGUAAUUUUGCAGGCGAAAAAGAGCGUUGCAUUCUGAUCAAAUGCAAAACUGGCACAACGAAUUUCAUCGAAAUCGCAAUUCGCGAAUCCGGUUUGGAUUAUCGCGAGGUUAUGGAUCUUUUUCCAGGUGAGACCCAUUUUUGGCGGCGGGAAAAAGGACCACCCACGAUGCAAAAACCCAAUUUUUUGCAGACAAUUUCCGAAUUUACGCAAAUCCCGGACAAGUUUUCGCACGGUUGAAUGAUAAUGGAAUCGAUAUUCCGAUUUGGAUUGGAGAUGUGAAUUCGGAUGAAAAGUUGGUGUUUUGGGUGAAAAAUUGUGCAUUUUGAACCCGGAUUCGUGAUUUUCAAACAAUUUCGAGGCAAAAACCUGCUUUUUUGAAGAAAAAAACCUAGUCAUUGCUCAUUUCAAUACUAAUAUGAGCAAUGGUUCGAAUUUGGCGUAAAAUCACUGUUAAAUUCCAGAAAUAUCAGAAUUUUCAAGAAAUUCAAGUAAAAUUUUGGAGCAUUGCUCAUGUCAGCCUAAAUUAAUUGUACUAAAAAUUCCAAUUCAAUACUAAUAUGAGCAAUGUUAUUUUUUGCAGCUAUCAACCAAUUCCUGAAUAUAUUGUCAGCGCUGCCAGCACUCAAGCUGAUAAUUAUUCGAAUUUUGGAGCUGCUGGAAAACCGAUUUUGAUCGGAAGAAAACCGUUGCCAAUUUCAGAUAGAGGUCAGACAGAAUUCCAGCCUUUUUUCUGAAAAAAAUGCAAUAUUCUGAAAUUUUCAGCGGUUCAAGAGCUCAUCAAUGGAUUCUAUGUUCCUCUGGCUCUUGAAGAAUCAGAUCUUCAAGAUGCGAAUUCGAAUCUUCAUCCGAUUCAAGUUUAUCGUCAUCGAUAUGUUUUCAAACCGCCUUCGAGUCAAACUUUUACUGGGUUGGAAUUCAGUCAGACAAGAUUUGGAAGUAGCAAGUUAGUUUGGCUUUAAAUUUGGGUUUUCAUGAGUUUUGAGCUGAAAAUCAAGUUUCUAGGCUCAUUUUUCAUGAAAAAUUCAAAUUUUCACCCAAAAUUCCUCAAUUUCUAGAUUUUGGCAAGGAGUUAGGCUAAAUUCAAGAUAGAGGCUUAAGAUAAGCUCCAGAGACCAAAAAUCAAGCUCAAUUUUAAAAACGAAAAAUUCAAAUUUGUUGAGCAAAAUUCACAAAAACCCUCAAAAAUCAUGUUUCUAGACUCAUUUUUCAUGAAAAAUCCAAAUUUCCCCACUAUUUUCACACAAAAUUCCAGAUUUUGAGAAGGAGUUAGGCUAAGUUCAAGGUAAAUAGUGGCUUGAGAUGAGCCCCAGAGGCUGAAAAUCAAGCGCAAUUUUAAACCCGAAAAAUUCAAAUUUUAUUUAGCGAAAUCCUCAAAAACCCCAGUUUCUAGGCUCAAUUUUGACGAAAAAUCCAAAUUUCUCCUUUAUUUUCACCCAAAAUCCCUCAAUUCACAGAUUUCGGCUAGGAGUUAGGCUAAGUUCAACAUAAAUGAGCUCCAGAGACCGAAAAUCAUGUUUCUAGACUCAUUUUUCAUUAAAAAUCCAAAAUUUCCCACUAUUUUCACACAAAAUUCCUCAAUUUCCAGAUUUUGGAAAAGAGUUAGGCUAAGUAUAAUAUAGAGGCUUAAGAUUAGCUCCAGAGACCAAAAAUCAAGAAAAAUUCAACUUUGUUGAGCAAAAUCCACAAAAACCCCUGUUUCCAAGCUCAUUUUUUCAUGAAAAAUCCAAAAUUCCUCAAUUUCCAGACCGCGCCCCGAUCUUCAAACAAUGUUAAACAUCAAACAAGUGACUGCAGCUGCCGCAUGCUCAUCUUCACCACCAAAUGAGUCAACAAAUGGAGUUACGGCAACUGGAGCAACAACCAUCAAAAAGGCGGAUAUAGUUAGCUCAUCUGCUUCGUCAAAUGUUGAUACAACUAUUUCAACAUCCUCAAAUGAGCAAUUUUAUAGCAUUUUUUAG